Pecten maximus is the source of this 2928-nucleotide messenger RNA. RefSeq lists its product as uncharacterized. The coding region runs from base 199 to 1284 and encodes 361 amino acids. The record is from RefSeq and is a predicted model, not a curated record. NCBI's taxonomy places the organism in Eukaryota, Metazoa, Mollusca, Bivalvia, Pectinida, Pectinidae. The transcript has 3 exons.
CAACCAAAAUGGCCAUGCGAAACAGAUUCGCACAAUAUAGUGGGUCCGAUGAGGAAACCUGUCUUAAACAAAGUCUGAAAUGGCUUGUCACUGGAGAUCAUUUCCAACCGCCGGGAUUUCUUAACUUGGUCAUAAAAUUUAGCAAUGCUGCGCUGGGAACAUAUUUUAGCGAUGCGUCGGUCUUUCUCCAGUUAACUGAUGAUCAACUUUAUAAAAACUAUACCGUAUACGGAUGAUGGACAUUUGGAGUGUGGACUGGCUAAAAUGGAUACUUUAUUGAAUGUAGCCUUUCUUGAAAAAUUUGUAGAAUAUGGAGUAGAUGCCGCCGAAAAAUACAACGAUACUGAACAGCAAGCCUUCUUGAGUUUGAUGGAAUUCCUCAGUGAGCGAGGUACACAUGAAAAGGCACUUAAAAUUAUUUCAGAAAAUGGAAGUAAGAAGACACAAGUAAUGACUGUUUUGGCCCAUCACCUUUUUUCCCAGUUGGUGCCUGGCAAGAUAUAUGAGGUAGAUAAUCAUGCAAAGCAAGUCCCAAAAAACUGCAGCUGUGGUUGUAAGGCAACAAUUUGUGAAGGCAAUACAUCAGUAGGGUCACUAGGAACAUGGCAUGGCAGAGCAGACAUUUUGCUGAACCAUACAAUUUCUGUGGCAAUUAUGGAGGAGAAAAUGGUUGACCAAGUUCAAGAGGAAGAAGAUUCUGAUGGAGAUGAAUAUGAGCCUAAAAGUAAACAAAUAAAGCUGGAAAGUGAAAAUGGAGAUGAAAAUGAAUGUGAGCCUGGAAGGAAACAAAGAUGUGAUAUCCCUGUUGAGAUGACUGACUAUAGCAAGGAACAUGACAUUGUUCUUCUGGGUCAAACAGCCUUACAGCAAAUCUUGGCUCAAACAAUAACAAAUGGCUUUGCUCAGGUUAACAUUCGUGGGAACUCACUGUCACAUUUCCUGAUUCCAACAUUUGGUGCCACAUCAGAAUAUAUCACUAUUUGUCUGUAUGACCCUGUCAAUGACUUCCUAUUGCACAUUAGUGAACAGCUUAGCUUAUGGAGAUAUUUUCCAACUGGGGAGUCAGAAAUUAAUGUUGAUACCAUAGUUAUUGUCUGGCUUUUCUUGAAUUUCACUGUUUUUACCUGUAAAAGUCUUCAUUCUUUCAUAGGUCUUAAAAAGUCAGGGUUACACAGAGAUUUAAAACAACGUCUUGGGGUAUACAAGAAGGCCAGAACAAGGGAAGAUGUUAACAUACCGAUAAUACACGCUUUCAGUGGUAUUGAUUUUGUAGUAUUAUCAUGAUUCCUCUUGUAAAAGCAUACUCUUGUUUGUGAAUUUGAAGAACAAUUAUGCCACUAGGUGGCUAUCUUAUAAUUAGAUUUCAGGCAAAAACUCAAAAAUAAUUAGAUCUUUGUCAGAUAGUGGGUUAUUCAAAUUUUGUACACAGAUGCCCACAUUAUCAUCAGAUAGUGGACUAUUCAAAUUGCCCUGCGUCUGAGGUCUGUCAGUUGUCUGUAAACAGUGAUUGUUAUCUCUAUUUCUCGAUGUACCAGUAGGACUUUUUCAAAGAUCACAUGUAGGAUCCACUUAGUCCCUAGUUGUACCCAUUCAGUUUUAAGUCUUAUUGGAAAAACAACAUCGCUGCCAGGCAGCCAUCUUGGAUUUUGGCUGUUGAAGUUUGUUAUUGAUACUUCUGUGGAAGUACAAGAGGGAUCUUUCUCUAACCUCACUUAUAGGAUCCCAUUGGGCCAUCUAAUUUUGAAUCUGAAAAAAAAACAACAACAAGGAUACAUGUCAGCCAUCUGAGAUUAUGGCAGUUAAAAUUUGUUACUGCUUUUUCUUCAAAAUUAUAUGAGAGGAAUUAUUAUUAAACUUUGCAUGUAGAUUCCUAUUAGCCUCAAUUAGCCAUGCCCAUUCAAUUUUGAAUGUGAUCUUGAAAAUAAAAAUGCCUGCCAGGUGGCAAUUUUGGAUUUUGCCAUUUGCCAUUCCUGAGAAGCAUUAAAAGGAUUUUUCUAAAACUUCAUAUGUAUGUUCCCCUUCGUCCAAAGUUUUGCCCAUUUUAUUUUGAGUCUGAGCCAGAAAAUGAAAUGGUAACCAGGCAGCCAUCUUGAUUUUAACAGUUGAAAGGACUAAAUCCUGAAGUUUGAAUCUCGUAUGUGUGUACGUAGCCACCAGAAAGUUCUUUCACAUUCAUUUUCUUGGUUGUCCUCUUGUCUGUUGACUUGUCAAGAAGAAAUUUCCUGCUAUUUCGAUGGUGCUGUUUUAAUCUAACCAAAAUUUCUGAUCUUAAACUUGAUCUGGCACAUUUUAUUUCAUGAUGUGCAAACACAUCUCUUUUUCUUCCAGGAAUUUAAUUGAUAGGUUUGGGAUCAUUCCAAAUUUAACUGUACUUGCAUAAUCAUGUAUUAAACAGCUGAGAUACUUUAGUGCUGGAGAACUUUUCCUUCAGUUUUUUAAGGUCAUCUGAGACAAAGUUUAGUCUCAGGUGACUGAUUCUAAUCACCUUUUGUCCUUGUCAUGCAUCGUGUGUCAUCGUCGGUUAUUAAUCAAUUUACCUUUGUAACUUCUUGUUAAUAACUAAGAGGUUACCUUGAUAUUGGGCAUAUGUUAUGCUAGGGUGAAGGGCUAUCAAGAUUGUUGAAAUGAAUGACUUUGACUUUCAUUCAAUGUCACAAGGGUCAAAUAUGCUUAAUUCUUUAAAUUGCUUUUUCUCAUUUGGGAAGAAGUCCAGAGACCUGAUAUUUGGCCUAUAGUACAUGUAAGCUUGUGUGAAGGCUAUCAGGGUUGUUCUAAUGAAUGACUUUGACUUUCAUUCAAGGCCACGUGCACAGAGGUCAAAUAUUCUAAUAUCUUUAAAUGAUAUAUGAAUCUUCUCACCAAGCAAGAGGCCGAGACCUGAUAUGAGGCCUUUGAAACAAUUACAAAUAAACCACCUUGAUUUUCAUA